AUGGCCGAAGCUGUAGCCGGAGCUGUCGUAGCCGAACAGAUAGUCUCGACUGGCGUCGAGGUCGGUGCCGCUGCCGCCGUCGCCCGCCCGACGCAACCACUGAAGGCGACGCUGCAGAAGAUAGCGACCAUCGCGGCGCAGGACACAUCGCUCGCCCUAGCGAGAUCCCACCACACUCUCACCGUGAUAGGCAAGAGAGCACACCUCCUCGGAGGCAAGAAUCCCGACGGCCAGCUCUGCGCUGCUGACGUUCACUCGCUGUCGCUGAGCCCCGAGGAUCCCGGUCCGCCCUAUGCGUGCUACCCGUCUCUCCCCGCAGAAGACGGAUCUGCUGGCGAAACUCUGGCUCCCUCGCCCCGAUGGGGCCAUGCCGCUGCUCGUCGCGACAGAUUUCUCGUCGUGCACGGCGGUGCCAAUGCGGGCGGCAGGUCCAUCGCCGAGGAUGCCUGUUUGUGGCUGUGGGACACCGAGACGUACGGGUGGACCCAAAUCAAGCCCUCGUCCAAAGAUGGCCCCCAGGCUGUGCAUGGGCACUACAUCUUUGUCGACGAAAGGGCGGACGUACUGUACCUGCACGGCGGUACGAAUGCCUCGGGAGCAACGUGGAAAUUCGACUUCAAGGCCAGCAGCUGGUCGAUUCUGCCUCCAUCGCCCGAGCAGCCAGCUGCGGCUGCAUUUGUGGACGGUGUGCUGUACAGCAUUGGCAUGGAGACGGGCGUCCACGGCUAUGUUCACUUCAUGCGAAUCGAAGAGGCGGACAAGGAGGCCCCCUGGACGAACAUUUACUUUCCCAUCAACCCGAUUGCCCCGGGACCCACAGCUCGCCCUGGAGGCGUCCUGCUCCCUAUGGGCACGGGAUUCGGGCGCAAAUAUCUCGUCUAUCUGCCUGGCAGACACAAGGACGCCACGACCCAGGUCCCCGCAGCUGAGGCAGCGCGCGAGCCUGCUCAUUCGGACAUCUGGACGCUGCAGAUCUUUCCUGAGCCCUAUAGUGCCGCGAAUCUGAAGGAUGUGGUGCGCGACAACCUGCCGGGCUCGUUCGACUCGGGUUUAUUCGACUGGGCCGAGGUGGAGGUGGUGCCGGCGGAGGAGGAGACGGCGUGCCAGGGCAAGGCUCAUCCCGGUCCCAGGGGUUUCUUUGGCGCGGAUGCAUUCCCAGCAGAGACGUCGGCUGUGCUCUGGGGUGGGUUGAAUGAGAAGGGUGAGACGGAGUCUGAUGGAUGGGUGUUGAGAUUCAAGUAG
Messenger RNA from Thyridium curvatum, 1242 nucleotides. RefSeq lists its product as uncharacterized. Gene Ontology annotation, molecular function: protein binding. Lineage: Eukaryota; Fungi; Ascomycota; Sordariomycetes; Thyridiales; Thyridiaceae. The record is from RefSeq and is a predicted model, not a curated record. The coding region runs from base 1 to 1242 and encodes 413 amino acids. The transcript is spliced from 2 exons.